Messenger RNA from Staurois parvus, 1254 nucleotides. Lineage: Eukaryota; Metazoa; Chordata; Amphibia; Anura; Ranidae. The record is from the annotation of a GenBank genome assembly.
AUGGAGCUCAAAGUGUGGGUGGAUGGGGUCCAGCGCAUCGUGUGCGGGGUGACGGAGGCCACUACCUGCCAGGAAGUUGUCAUUGCUCUGGCACAAGCCAUCGGUCGCACGGGUAGAUACACUCUUAUAGAGAAAUGGAGAGACACAGAGAGACACUUGGCUCCCCAUGAAAAUCCAGUGAUUUCAAUAAACAAGUGGGGUCAGUACGCCAGUGAUGUGCAGCUAAUUCUGCGACGUACGGGACCAUCGCUCAGCGAAAGACCCACAUCAGACAGUAUAGCUCAUGUACCUGAACGGACUUUGUACAGGCAAAGCCUGCCCCCUCUUGCCAAGCUACGGCCGCAAAAUGACCGCUCCAUAAAAAGGAGAGAGCCAAAGAGGAAAUCGUUGACCUUUAGCGGUGGGGCCAAAGGACUCAUGGACAUUUUUGGCAAAGGCAAAGAAUCAGAAUUUAAGCAAAAGUUGCUUAAUAGCUGUAAAACCACAGCGGAGGAACUGAAAAAGCUGAUACACCUACAAACAGAGAAACUUCAGUCUCUUGAGAAGCAGCUGGACUCCAGUGAGGCUGAGAUCCGAUACUGGGAGCAGAAGUACAAGUCGAGUUUGGAGGAGGAAAUCGGAAAACUAGAGCAAAAAGUCAAACGUAACGAAGUUGAGAUUGAAGAAGAGGAAUUCUGGGAGAAUGAGCUUCAGAUUGAAGUGGAAAAUGAAAAGCAGCUGAAGGAGCAGUUGCAGGAGAUGACCCAAAGGAUGCUCCAGUGUGAGAACCAAAAAAAGGACUACCAAAACAAAAUCCACACAAUUGAAAGUGGCAUUGAGGCAGAGAAACUACAGAGGGAGGUGCAAGAGUCCCAAAUCAAUGAAGAAAUUGUCAGGGGGAAAAUUGAGAAAAUCAAAGGAGAGCUCGAAAUCCAAAGUCAAGAAAGCCAACGACUGGAAAACGGCGGCAAGGCAGUGGAGAGGUCACUGGGACAGGCAGCGAAGCGUCUCUUGGAACGCGAGCAGGAAUUGGAACAGCUGACCAAAGAACUUCGCCAGGUCAAUCUUCAGCAGUUCAUCCAGCAAACUGGCACUAAGGUCACCGUGCUUCCAGCAGAGCCCAGCGAGACUGAAUUCCCCCAGCCAGAAAAAGAGCCAACCUUCCAGUCUGGAUCCCUAAAAAGGCCAGGCUUUUCCCGACAACUUCCAAGUAACCUGCGUAUUCUCCAAAAUGCCUUGUCAUCGGGAUUCAACCCAGAGGGUAUCUACGUAUAA